Molecule: messenger RNA, 522 nt
Organism: Osmerus eperlanus (European smelt)
Lineage: Eukaryota; Metazoa; Chordata; Actinopteri; Osmeriformes; Osmeridae
Exons: 2
Molecular function (GO): RNA binding
Source: RefSeq, a predicted model, not a curated record
GCCUGGUUUCCAGCUGGGCAACACACACACUACCCUCAGUGUGUGUGUUGUCAUCAUCAUCCAGCCUGCUCCACGCUCAGAAUGGCCAGAUUUGCCCAGUCGGAAAGCAGGCUCCAGCAGCACCUAACUCAGCCCCAUCCCGCUCUCACCAGCCUACUUUACACCGGACCGGCGGCACAACAGACCCAACCGCCUCUGCUCUUCAUCCCACACCAGCAGCAGUACUCGCAUAUCGUAUUCCAGAAACCCAUGAACGAGUCAGAAUCGGUUUCCAUUCAUCAGGAGAGGGGUACCAUGAAAGACCAAGAUGCCAUUAAACUAUUUAUAGGCCAAAUACCGCGUACCCUCGAGGAGAAGGACCUGAGACCGCUGUUCGAACAGUUUGGGAAAAUCCACGAGCUGACAGUUCUGAAGGACCGAUACAGCGGCAUGCACAAAGGCUGUGCGUUCCUUACCUACUGUGCCAGAGAGUCAGCCAUCAAAGCUCAGAAUGCCCUGCAUGAACAGAAGACCCUGCCAGGG